CGAUUACCGCCUAGGGCUAAACCCCCAGCACCGCCAUGGAGAGGCCAGAAUCACGAUGCCCUCCACCCGGCUUCCUCCGGCUGUUCGUCCUCACAUGCCUCCUGGCUGCCAUCUCAUCUCUGAAGUGUCCGAGAAAGCGAAUGUAGACCGCAUAGAAGCUGCCAAUAGUAGUGAGGACGGACUGUAGGAGCGACGGAACCCAAGAUCCUGACAGCUGUUCUGAUGUUUCCCAUGCUCAGGACCUUUAGCCUUUGGCUCCACUCCUCCUUCACUGGGAGAUAUGUCUCUGGCUCGUACUCCAUCGUUUUUGUCAACUGUCCCAAUGAGCAAAUUGCCAGAGACAUCGCCAGGGCCAUCCUGGAUAAGAAGAUGGCUUCGUCUGUGAACAUCUUGCCUAAGAUCUCUUCGUUGUACUUUUGGAAAGGAGAAAUAGAAGAAGGCACCGAGGUCUCGUUGCUAAUAAAGACAAAGACUUCCAAAGUCUCCCGACUGUUCGCCUAUAUGAGGUUGGCUCAUCCUUUUGAAAUCCCAGAGGUCUUCAGUAUUCCCAUGGACCAAGGAGAUGCUCGCUAUUUAAAAUGGCUUGAGGAGGGCAUGAAGGAGAACUAAGGAGAGAGAGAAACUUAUUGUGCAGGCUGCUGGCUCUAGCCUUUGUUGACUGUGCUCUGGGAAAAAGCAGGCCUCCUUCUGCCUCCCAUAGAGUGUUCCUAACAGCACACAGGUUCUAGCUGACCUGUACAUGCUGAAUGAGGGGCUGAGAAUUUCAAGGCUGGAAGUGAAGGUCAAUCAGGCCUGCAAGAACCAAGUGGAACCUGUUCCUGAGUGCUGUGUGUUUGCAGGUGGCCUGAGAGUGUGCGGGUAAGGAGGAGGGGCUGAAGGGAGGCAGCAGUGAGGGCAAGCCUCCUCAUCCUCAGGCUCUGGGCUGACCAGAAAGAACCUAGGGUGUAAUUGUUCCUCUGUUUCUUGUGGGGAUGGGUGACCUUGCUCAUCUAGGCAUGUGUGGGAAAGCUAUCUUCUAAAGCAAUUGAUAUGGGCUGUAUUCAAAACAACUGUCCUGGUAGAAUUCAGGAGUCAGCAGAAUUUAUUGCUCCUGAAUCUUGCAGAGGGGAAGCUGGGUAAGGGGUGCUUGAGCCUAUAUAGACUAGGGGGAUAUUAGGCCUUCAACACAAACUCUUGGAUUGGGAGUAAGUCUUUACUUUUUUCUACUGGGUUUAAUAUAAUAGAUACAAAUAUCCUGGAGUUGUAGGUUCUGAGCCCUGAGAACCUUCUGGGCCAGUGUUUUUUGGAUCAAUUGGCCAAAGCUUCUGGGGUUGACAGAGGAACCCCUGAACUUCUUGAGGAAUGUAGCCAUCACCCACAUCCAAAGUGAAGCUGUCAGAAGUUUAUAAAUCACUAUUGUGAUUUUCCCUGUUUUAUGCAUUAUCACAAAAAAGUGCACUUCAUGGAAUUUCAUAAAGAGGGCAUAUUGAAUUA
Messenger RNA from Grammomys surdaster, 1473 nucleotides. Its product is annotated as protein CutA homolog. Bases 223 to 609 code for a protein of 128 amino acids. The record is from RefSeq and is a predicted model, not a curated record. The transcript has 7 exons. Gene Ontology annotation, molecular function: copper ion binding. Lineage: Eukaryota; Metazoa; Chordata; Mammalia; Rodentia; Muridae. Gene Ontology annotation, biological process: response to metal ion.